This is a messenger RNA of Cydia amplana, 7512 nucleotides long. It is a transcript of the gene ACC, whose product is annotated as acetyl-CoA carboxylase. Bases 210 to 7364 code for a protein of 2384 amino acids. Gene Ontology annotation, molecular function: ATP binding; metal ion binding; acetyl-CoA carboxylase activity. NCBI's taxonomy places the organism in Eukaryota, Metazoa, Arthropoda, Insecta, Lepidoptera, Tortricidae. Gene Ontology annotation, cellular component: mitochondrion. The transcript has 53 exons. Gene Ontology annotation, biological process: fatty acid biosynthetic process. The record is from RefSeq and is a predicted model, not a curated record.
AGGCGCGUAAUUACAACUAUAAUAUUCAAUGUCAACAGCCACUUUACUUCGUUAGGUUCUUCAGCGCUGUAUUGAAUUCCUAUUCUAAAUUUGAUUGUAUGCCCGAUUGGCGCGCGGGAACAGUCGCUUGUCAAUUGUUGGCGGGAACGCGUUGUUUUUUUUUAUUUUCUUUUUACGAGUGAUAGUGUAGUGAUGUGCUGUUCGGAUUGAUGUUAACGAUUGCGUUCUUCAUAGUAACCGUUGUUUUUGGUUAUUUUUUACGACAAAUUUUGAAUAAACCACCGGAUUUGGUUGAAAGUCAGAGGAUGAGCGACCAGGAGCAGGCUAGGUGCUCCUCGAGCGAGAGCGACAAUUUUGAGAAAAUCGACUCUGAGGACUUGCCUGAACAGAAUGGCAAGCCAGGGUUCACCGUGGGUGAGGACGACGAUGAGGGCCCGGCGAACGAGGGGGGGGACUACUUUCCCAAUGCCCCCCCUCCUAAUCUCAAGCCGAAGAUGACCAUAGCCCAGCAGCUCGCGUUGGCCGAGAAGCGGAGUAAACUCAAGCCGUCUAUGUCCCAGGGCACGGUGAUCCACAGCCAGAGGUUUCAGGAGAAAGAUUUCACCGUCGCCACUCCGGAGGAGUUUGUCAAGCGGUUCCAGGGCACGAAGGCUAUUAAUAAGGUCCUCAUAGCGAACAACGGUAUCGGGGCUGUAAAAUGUAUGCGCUCAAUAAGAAGAUGGUCGUACGAGAUGUUCAAGAACGAAAGGGCGGUGCGCUUCGUCGUUAUGGUGACCCCAGAAGACUUGAAAGCAAACGCGGAAUACAUCAAAAUGGCGGACCACUAUGUGCCCGUGCCUGGCGGCAGCAACAACAACAACUACGCUAAUGUGGAGCUGAUCGUGGAUAUAGCUAUCAGGACCCAAGUGCAGGCUGUAUGGGCGGGCUGGGGCCACGCCUCGGAGAACCCCAAGCUGCCAGAGAUGCUGCACCGCGCCGGCGUCGUAUUUAUCGGACCCCCCGAGAAGGCCAUGUGGGCGCUGGGGGACAAGAUAGCGUCAUCCAUCGUGGCCCAGACGGCAGACAUACCCACGCUACCUUGGAGCGGAAGCGAGCUCAAAGCGGAAUACAACAGCAAAAAAAUCAAGAUCUCAUCUGAACUCUUCGCCCGCGGUUGUGUGACCACCUCGGAGCAAGGUCUGGCUGCGGCACACAAGAUAGGGUUCCCCGUCAUGAUCAAGGCCUCUGAAGGUGGCGGCGGCAAGGGUAUCAGGAAGGUGGAAAACGCUGAUGACUUCCCAACCAUGUUCCGACAGGUGCAAGCCGAGGUGCCCGGUUCUCCGAUAUUCGUGAUGAAGCUCGCCAAAUCUGCUCGCCAUUUGGAAGUACAACUCAUCGCUGACCAAUACGGUAACGCCAUUUCCCUGUUCGGGCGUGACUGCUCGAUCCAGCGCCGGCACCAGAAGAUCAUCGAGGAAGCCCCGGCUGCCAUCGCUAGACCAGACGUCUUUAUUGAGAUGGAAAAGGCCGCAGUACGCCUAGCCAAAAUGGUGGGCUACGUGUCAGCGGGCACCGUGGAGUAUCUGUACGAGCCGGCCACCGGCCAGUACUACUUCCUGGAGCUGAACCCUCGGCUGCAGGUUGAGCACCCCUGCACGGAGAUGGUCGCCGACGUCAACUUGCCCGCCGCACAGUUGCAGAUCGCCAUGGGUCUCCCACUGUACCACAUAAAGGACAUCCGGCUGCUAUACGGCGAGGGACCCUGGGGUCUGUCGGCCAUCGAGCUGGACGAGCCCAAGCAGCGACCCUCGCCCUGGGGUCACGUCAUCGCCGCCCGUAUCACUUCCGAGAACCCCGAUGAAGGUUUCAAACCGUCAUCCGGUACAGUGCAAGAGCUCAACUUCCGCUCAUCUAAGAACGUGUGGGGCUACUUUAGCGUGGCGGCCUCUGGAGGCCUACACGAGUUCGCGGACUCGCAGUUCGGACACUGCUUCUCGUGGGGCGAGACCCGCGAGCAGGCCAGAGAGAAUCUAGUAAUAGCUCUUAAAGAGCUGAGCAUCCGGGGCGACUUCAGAACGACUGUGGAAUACCUCAUUACGCUGCUAGAGACGCCCGCCUUCCAGAACAACGAUAUUGACACUAGUUGGUUGGACGCUCUUAUCGCUGAGAGGAUGCAAUCCGAGAAGCCUGACAUUAUGCUGGGCGUGAUCUGCGGUUCCAUACUCAUCGCCGACAGCAUCAUCACCACGCACUUCCAGGACUUCAAGAGCGGCCUAGAGAAAGGUCAAAUCCAAGGGUCCAGCCAGCUCUCGAACUGCGUCGAAGUGGAACUGAUCCACACGGGCAGCAAGUACCGAGUGCAAGCGUGCAAGUCCGGACCCACCACUUACUUCCUGGCCAUGAACGGAAGCUUCAAGGAACUGGAGGUGCACAAGUUGACCGACGGCGGCACUUUACUCUCCGUCGAUGGCGCGUCCUACACCACCUAUCUCAAAGACGAAGUGGACAAAUAUCGUAUCGUCAUCGGUAACCAAACUGUAGUGUUUGAGAAGGAAAAGGACCCGUCCAAGCUGAGGUCCCUUUCUGCGGGGAAGCUGAUCAACUGUCUUAUAGAAGAUGGCGGGCAUGUGGAUAAGGGACAGCCUUAUGCUGAGAUUGAGGUGAUGAAAAUGGUGAUGACCCUCUCGGCGCCCGAAGCUGGUAAGGUCACGUGGAACCUCAGACCUGGUGCUGUGCUGGAGAUGGGCUCUCUCAUAGGAACUCUUGAGCUGGACGAUCCGUCCCUAGUAACCACAGCAACGCAAUAUAAGGGGCAGUUCACCCAUGAAGAAAAUCCUAAUCUGUCUGAGAAACUUAGCCAACAACAUAACAAGUAUAGGGCCAUAUUGGAGAAUAUACUUGCAGGUUACUGUCUACCGGAGCCCUAUAAUACGCCCCGCUCGCGGGAGGUGGUCGAGAAGUUCAUGCAGAGCCUCCGGGACCCCUCGCUGCCUCUACAGGAACUGCAGGAGGUCCUAUCCUCAGCGUCCGGCCGUAUCCCUCUCGCGGUAGAGAAAAAAGUCCGCAAACUCAUGACGCUAUACGAGAGGAACAUCACUAGUGUGCUAGCGCAGUUCCCGAGCCAACAGAUCGCUAGUGUUAUAGACCACCACGCCGCUUCGUUGCCUAAACGGGCGGACCGAGACGUGUUCUUCAUGAGCACACAGGCCUUAGUUCUCUUGGUACAGAGAUACAGGAAUGGCAUACGAGGCAGAAUGAAGGCGGCCGUCUACGAUUUGUUGAAGCAAUAUUACCAAGUCGAAAGCAACUUCCAACUGGGUUCGUACGACAAGUGCGUGAUGGCGCUCCGCGACAAACACAAGGACGACAUACAAGUGGUCGCCGACAUCAUAUUCUCACACAACCAGGUCGCCAAGAAGAACCUUCUGGUGACCCUACUAAUCGACCACCUCUGGUCCAACGAGCCCGGUCUGACCGACGAGCUGGCGGCCAUCUUGAAUGAGCUGACGUCACUGCACCGCGCAGAGCACAGCCGCGUCGCUCUCAGGGCGCGACAAGUACUGAUCGCCGCUCACCAACCGGCCUACGAGCUUCGCCAUAACCAAAUGGAGUCCAUCUUCCUGUCGGCCGUGGACAUGUACGGACAUGACUUCCACCCGGAGAACCUUCAAAAGCUGAUCCUCUCCGAGACUUCCAUAUUCGACAUACUGCAUGACUUCUUCUACCAUACCAACCAAGCGGUAAUCAACGCCUCCCUCGAGGUGUACGUCCGCCGCGCCUACACCUCGUACGAGAUCCAGUGCCUCCAGCACCUGGACCUGUCUGGGGAGCUGAGCGUGGUCCACUUUCAGUUCGUGCUGCCCACCGGACACCCUAACAGAAUCCCUCUGAGCCAAUCAGAGAUCGAGCUGGCGUCCGCGCAGGACGCGGAGGGUAUACCGGCCGAGCUCUGCACCGCGGCCAUGAAAAAAUGCCACCACCGCACCGGCGCGUUGGCGGCGUUCGACUCUUUCGAACAUUUCGCGCAAUAUGCUGACGAGUUGUUGGACUUGGUUCAUGACUUUGCGAGCACUGCGAGUGUGAGGAGAGAGGAUUUGCAAGCUUUGCAAGAUGGCAGCGAGAGCCGGGGCGACAGCACCAGCAUCAACGUCGGCAUGGACUACAAGCCAAACGAUACGGAGGAGGCGAACUUGGAACCUAUCCAUAUCCUGAUGAUCGGAGUGCGAGACAACGGUGAAAGCGACGACGUGCAAUUGGCUCGACGUUUCGGAGGCUUCUGUCGCGCUCAUAGGCUAGAACUACACCAGAAGCGGAUCAGGCGUGUCACCUUCAUGUCUCUCAUCAAACGCCAAUUCCCCAAAUUCUUCACGUACCGCGCCCGUAACGACUUCAUCGAAGACACCAUCUACCGCCACCUGGAGCCCGCUUCAGCCUUCCAGCUGGAGUUAUACAGGAUGAGGAGUUAUGAGCUGGAAGCCCUGCCCACCAGCAACCAGAAGAUGCAUCUAUACUUAGGAAAAGCCAAGGUGAAGAAGGGUCAAGAGGUGACGGACUACCGAUUCUUCAUCCGCUCCAUCAUCAGACACCAGGAUCUGAUCACGAAGGAGGCCAGCUUCGAGUACCUGCAGAAUGAGGGGGAGAGGGUGCUGUUAGAGGCGAUGGAUGAGCUGGAGGUCGCUUUCUCGCACCCGUUGGCCAAGAGGACGGACUGCAACCACAUAUUCCUGAACUUCGGGCCCACGGUCAUCAUGGACCCGUCUAAGAUCGAGGAAUCGGUCCUCGGCAUGGUGAUGCGGUACGGACCCCGGCUUUGGAAGCUCAGGGUCUUGCAGGCGGAGAUACGCUUCACACUCAGAAUAGGGCCCGGUGCCCCAACAAAGAAUGUGCGAUUGUGUCUGUCCAAUGGAUCUGGGUACACCCUGGACGUGUACACGUAUGAAGAGGUGUCGGACCCCAGGACUGGCGUGAUAAUGUUCCAAUCGUUCGGAGUGCGGCAGGGCCCUAUGCACGGGCUUCCCAUAUCCACUCCGUACGUCACCAAGGACUACCUGCAGCAGAAGAGGUUCCUGGCAACGUCACAAGGCACGACGUACGUGUACGACCUGCCCGACAUGUUCAGACAGGUCGUCGAGAGGAGGUGGCGGGAAUGCAUCGAAGACGGAAGUGUUGAUGGACCGGCACCAGAUAAUGUGAUGGCAGCUGUGGAGCUGGUGGUCGAGCCUGAAGGUGAAAGGAGAGUGGUGGAAGUGACCAGACUGCCUGGACAGAAUACCGUCGGCAUGGUAGCGUGGCGUUUAACCCUCUUCACGCCGGAGUGCCCCAAGGGUCGCGACAUCAUCGUCAUAGCGAACGAUCUGACCUACUACAUGGGGUCAUUUGGACCUCAGGAGGACUGGGUGUACUAUAGGGCCUCGCAGUACGCUAGGGAGCUUAAGAUUCCUAGGCUAUACAUCAGUGUAAACUCCGGCGCUCGCAUCGGCGUCGCGGAAGAAGUGAAACAAGCGUUCAACGUGGCCUGGAUCGAGGCCGAGAGGCCGGAGCGAGGCUUCAAGUACCUAUACCUGACGCCGGAGGCCUACAGCCGGCUCGGGCCUCUCGGCUCCGUCAAAACGGAACUUAUUGACGACGAGGGGGAAUCCAGAUAUAGAAUCACUGAUAUCAUUGGCAAAGAAGACGGUCUCGGUGUUGAGUGCCUCCGCGACGCGGGUCUCAUCGCCGGCGAGACCGCACAGGCCUACGAGGACGUGGUGACGAUAUCGGUCGUCACGUGCCGCGCCAUCGGCAUCGGCGCCUAUGUUGUCAGACUGGGUCACCGCGUCAUCCAAGUGGAGAACUCCUACAUCAUUCUCACAGGUUACGCGGCCUUGAACAAAGUGCUCGGCCGCGCCGUAUACGCCAGCAACAACCAGCUCGGAGGCAUACAGAUCAUGCACAACAACGGUGUGACUCACGCUGUGGCGCCUACGGAUUUAGAUGCUGUCGCUACUGCUGUCAGGUGGCUGUCUUAUGUGCCCAAGGAUAAACUAUCCAUGGUGCCAAUCAUGCGAGUGUCGGACCCGAUCGAGCGGCCCGUGGAAUGGAAGCCUCCCCGCGCCGCCCACGACCCGCGGUUGAUGCUCACUGGGGACGGCGCCCGCGCUGGGUUCUUCGAUGUAGGCACCUUCGAUGAGGUCAUGAAGCCAUGGGCGCAGACGGUUAUCACCGGGCGCGCCCGUCUCGGCGGUAUCCCGGUCGGCGUGGUGGCCGUGGAGACGCGGACAGUGGAGCUGACCCUGCCCGCAGACCCCGCCAACAAGGACUCCGAGUCCAGGACCCUGCAGCAGGCCGGUCAGGUCUGGUUCCCCGACUCCGCUUACAAGACCUCUCAGGCCAUCAACGAUUUCUCGCGCGAGGGUCUGCCCAUCAUCAUCUUCGCCAACUGGCGCGGGUUCAGCGGGGGACAGAAGGACAUGUACGAGGAGAUUCUCAAGUUCGGCGCGGAGAUCGUGCGCGCCCUGCGCCACGCCACCGCGCCCGUGCUAGUAUACAUCCCGCCCGGCGGCGAGCUCAGAGGAGGCGCGUGGGCGGUCGUUGACCCUAGCGUCAACAGCGCCCGCAUGGAGAUGUAUGCCGACCCGGAGGCCAGGGGCGGCGUGCUAGAAGCCGAAGGUAUCGUGGAGGUGAAGUUCAAACAGCGGGACACCCUCAAGGCCAUGCAGCGGUUAGACCCUGAGCUGCAGAGGCUCAGCGCCAGGAUAACAGAAUUAAAAGACCAGAUCGCCGAUCUGUCCAAGAGGUUCGACCGCCGUGGCUCCAUCGACGAUGUGCUCGUGCGGACGGAGGCCGGUCGCGAGGCCGAAACCAAAGCUCGGGAGCUCGAUACCGAGCUGCAGCAGUGCGAGAAGAAAGCUACACAGAGGGAGAAGGAACUACAGCCUAUAUACCACGAGAUCGCGGUACAGUUUGCUGAGCUUCACGACACAGCAGAGAGGAUGCUAGAAAAGGGCUGUAUAUUCGACAUAAUACCUUGGAAACAGUCCCGGCGCUUCCUGUACUGGCGGCUGCGGCGGCUGUUGCUGCAGAACCUGCAGGAGCGGCGCGUGCAGGCGGCGGCGCGCGCGGCCAACGAGCACAUGGACCACGGCGCCGCCGCCGCCACGCUGCGCCGCUGGUUCACCGAGGACCAGGGGGAGACACAGUCGCACCAAUGGGAGCGCGACAACGAGACGGUGUCCAAAUGGUUCGAGUCUCAGACCGCCGAUGACAACUCUGUGCUUGAGAGGAACCUGCGCGCCAUCAAACAGGACUCCGUCAUGAACGCGGUCAACCACCUCGUUAUGGAACUCACGCCGUCCCAACGAGCCGAGUUCAUCAGGAAGCUGACAGCUUUAGAAAUGGAACAAUAGUAUAAAUAUAACGGUAGAUAGAACAAAUUAUAUCCUCAGCCACAGGCGCCAUAUCACUCAACCCACUCACUGCCCGGGGACCCACAGCACUGAAAGUGUUAAUGUUAAUGUUAAAACGUGAAAAAGGCAUUCUAAAACGCAAAAUUAA